Molecule: messenger RNA, 1890 nt
Organism: Coffea eugenioides
Lineage: Eukaryota; Viridiplantae; Streptophyta; Magnoliopsida; Gentianales; Rubiaceae
Product: recQ-mediated genome instability protein 1
Exons: 8
Coding region: 1-1851 (616 amino acids)
Biological process (GO): resolution of meiotic recombination intermediates; double-strand break repair via homologous recombination
Cellular component (GO): RecQ family helicase-topoisomerase III complex; nuclear body
Molecular function (GO): nucleotide binding
Source: RefSeq, a predicted model, not a curated record
AUGCCGCGAAGACGCCUCCGGGUAGUCUCCUCUUCUUCCUCCGACGAAGACGACGACGUCGUUUCUAUCCAACCUCCACCACCACCACCCUCCCACCAAAUCCCCCACAUUCUACCCGAAGAAGCGUCAGAAGAAGAAGACCAAAUCAUAAACGACGACGUUGGAACCCGGCUCCAAACCGUAACCCUCAGCUCCUCCAAUUCCACUUCAAACACAAAUUCAAACUCCCACAACCCGACCCGCAUCACCGAACCCAUCCCUUUCCACAUUUCCGAUGACGACGUGGACGACGCCAUCAUGAACGAUGUUCCUGAUCCUGACUCUAUUAACCCUAGCACUGUAAUCGGGAAUACUAAUUUUGUGAGUAGUAAUCCUAAUUGCGACGGAAUUGACGGGAUUUUGCGAAGAAAGGGGCUAAAUUUAAAGAGGGAAUGGUUUGAUGGGUGUAUUGGAGCCCUAGAAAGGGAGGUUCCUGGGUUUUCGGGUAACUCCGAUGAUUUGGUGAAGGCGAAGAUUUGUUUUCAGCAGUUCUUGAAUGUGGAUAUGAAUUUUUGUGGGGCCGGCGUGCUUCCGAGCAAUGUGGCUAGCUUGCAUUUGGUUGAUCUUAAAGGACCCUUUGUCUUACAGGUAGAUGAGAUAGUGAAUAUCAGCUGUCCGCUUAAGGAUAGGUACCAGGAGAUGGCUGCAGGAGUAAAGAGAUGCCUCAAGUUAUCAAUGACGGAUGGUGUUCAGCGCAUUUCUGGCAUGGAAUACAGGCCUAUUAAAGCUCUUGAAGUUCUUUCCCCUGCAGGAAUGAAGGUUGCUAUUUGCAAUGUCAAUGUGAGACGUGGCAUAUUGAUGUUGGUCCCUGAAGUUAUUGAAGUUUUAGGUGGCAAAGUUGAGGAGUUAGAUGCAGCUCGACAGAGACUUGUACAGGAAGUAAAUAAACCACCAAGGGGAAAAAGAACCAGGACAGGGGUAGUUCCUCCAUUAGCUACAAGAGCUACUCGUGCUGCAUGGCCUGCAGAAACUGUCAAUGUACAAGAGCACAUUUACAACUCCAGAACGACUAUGCCUCUUCAGGUUGAGGAGCCAGGAAUUGCAUCUGGUAUUCCUGCUAGUGAUGGGACUGAAGAUCGCCAUAGGACCGAUGCUCAAGCUAUUUCACCAUCUGCUACUGAAACCAAUGAAGUUCAUAUGGCAACUGAGUCGGAACAAGAUGUUGAUAGGAUAAAUAGAGAACAGAAUGCUGUUUCCAGUUUUAGGGAAGAGGCUGGACCUAACUUAUAUUCUAGUGCAACCACGGAUGUUCAAGAAGCUCAUAUGCUUGAUGAGUUGGAACACCCCUUUUUAUUAACAGGAGAUAAUGAAUCCCCAUUCACAUACUUGGCAAGUUUGUUGGCUAUGUGGGCUGCAAAGCAAGGUGAUGUUGCCAGAGUUGAAGGGAAAAUUAAGUGCUUUCUUACGGGUGUUAAGGGAUUCCAAUAUAAAAGGAGGACCACAUAUGAGCUUCUAGUCUACAUUGAUGACGGCAGCCUCAUUUCGGAGAUCCUUAUUGAUCAUAAUGUCGUUCAAAAAGGGAUUGGCUAUUCUCCAGAGGAGGUUUGUGCCGCUCUUGCUUCUUCAGACGCUAGGCGAGUCAGUGAGAUGAAGGAGACAUUAAAACAGUUUCAGAGUUUCCUAGUAAAUUUUGAGGGAACGAUGCUUGUAGAGAUCACUGCAACAUCCUCUAUUCCUGUCGCGACUGAGAUGAAUCAAGGUUGCCCUGCAUCUGAUGCUUGGUUGCUGCUUGAAAGACUCGGCAGAUGUGGUUCAGCUCAGCAUCAGCAUCAGCAGAAUUCUCAUUUGAAUGCCAUCGUCUUGUCCCCUUGACUGGAAAUAUACCCUUGAUGGGGGCUAAGGACCAUAGAA